UUUAAGUUUACAUAUAUUAACACAUUUCAUUUCCAUUUUCUGUUCUUUUUUUCCUCUUUUUUUAACUGUAGAUAUUACAGCAACAAAUGAAUGAAUACAAGUAUCAUUAUUUGUUUACAAGCUUCGAUUUGGAAACUUAUGAUCUGGAAGACUUUAAAUAUAAUUUCGUGAACAUUACAUCGUUUCGAUUGGUCGACACUGCGGAUGUUGGAGUAAAGCAAAUCUUGAAGGAUAUCGGAUUGUAUAGUCACCAUAUAUUUAAAAAACCUUAUUUGAAUCUGCACUUUACAAAAUCAACCGUUCUUGAGUCAGAGCCAGCCCUAAUGUUCGAUUCGGUGUACGUUUUCGCGAUUGGAUUACAGACACUGGAACAAUCACACUCUUUAACCCUUUCAAAUAUAAGCUGCGAAGAGGAAAACUCGUGGGACGGGGGUCUUAGUCUUAUUAACUACUUAAAUGCGGUGAGUUCGACUACAAAACAAGAAAUAACAUUUUAUUAAAAAUAGCGAAAUUACAUUUUUAAGUUUGGGGUUUGUUUCAGUAUGAUAUAUGUAUACGUAUAUCAAAAAAUUGUGCUCUACGAUGAAAAAAGUUUACUUUACUCUAAAAAUGCCUUGCAUUACAUUAUGUGACGUUUAGUAAUCCCAAUAACAAAAUCAAAUUAACUUCCGAAUAUAUAGAGGACACAACAUUGAAAAAUUACCGCAGAAAGUUAAUGUUUUAUAACCAAAGAUUUUUUUAAAUAAUAAUUGAAAUUUAAUUUAAAUAAAAUAAAAUUUUAAAAAGCGGCCGAAGAUCAAAAAGUUCGUUCGUCUGCAUUUC
This is a messenger RNA of Drosophila sechellia, 822 nucleotides long. Its product is annotated as glutamate receptor ionotropic, kainate 1. The record is from RefSeq and is a predicted model, not a curated record. The transcript is spliced from 2 exons. The coding region runs from base 87 to 500 and encodes 137 amino acids. Lineage: Eukaryota; Metazoa; Arthropoda; Insecta; Diptera; Drosophilidae.